Messenger RNA from Neurospora tetraspora, 2191 nucleotides. RefSeq names its product amino acid permease/ SLC12A domain-containing protein. Gene Ontology annotation, cellular component: membrane. Gene Ontology annotation, biological process: amino acid transmembrane transport. Bases 383 to 2014 code for a protein of 543 amino acids. Lineage: Eukaryota; Fungi; Ascomycota; Sordariomycetes; Sordariales; Sordariaceae. The record is from RefSeq and is a predicted model, not a curated record. The transcript has 3 exons. Gene Ontology annotation, molecular function: amino acid transmembrane transporter activity.
UAUGGACAAAUGGAGUCGUCUUAUCUGCCCGGAUAACGCCCAGCGGCGGCCCAGAUCGGUACAUGGAUUGGGACAUGGGGACAUGGGAUGCUACCUGGUUUGCAGCUUCCUUCCUUCCCCAUGUAAGCUUCUCGGCCGACGAUUAUAAGUUGAAACCUCUCCCGCGUUCCCAUGGUCGUCACUUCCUCGGUCUAGACUCUCGUCUCCUUCCGUCACGCGCCUCAGUUUCUGACCGUCCCGUCUCUUGUUCUUCCCGGUUCCUACCACGGAUUUGAACUUGGUCGGAUCCCCUCCCACCCAACAUAUAUCACCUCGGUUCGCAGUCUACUCAAGCCGAUUGCUACAACAACGUCAGAAACAGCAUCGACGAAGUUGGCCCACCAUGGCCUCCAAGCUCAACUUCUUCAAGUCGAGCGACGAAAAGACAACUCCAGCCUAUGGGCAAGACGACGGAAUUGAACGCGGCGUUAGUUACAGCAGCGAAAAUGGACGAGUCGACGACGACGGCGAGGGCGAGGGCGAGGGCCCUGAUGAUCUCCAUCGUGGCAUGAAGCCUCGCCAGUUGAAUAUGAUGGCCAUCGCUGGCGCCAUCGGAACCGGUCUCAUCAUCGGUACCGGUACCUCGCUGAAACUCGGACCCGGCUCGUUGCUCAUCGGAUACCUGAUCAUGGGAAUCAUCGUCUACAUUGUCAUGGUUGCGCUCGGCGAAAUGGGCGCCUGGCUACCACACAAAAAGUCCUUCUCCGGUUAUGCUACACGCUUCGUCGAUCCUGCUUUCGGUUUCGCUACUGGCUGGAACUACUUUUUCAAAUACGUGAUUGUGCUACCCAACAACCUGACGGCUACGGGUAUUAUUUUGCAGUAUUGGCGACCGGAUAUCAAUGUGUCUGUGUGGAUCACGGUGUUUGGAGUCGCUAUUAUCGCUGUUAACCUUAUCCAUGUUGCCUUCUUCGGCGAAGCAGAAUUUUGGAUGUCUCUCAUCAAAGCCCUCGUUAUCGUCAUGCUCAUCCUGCUCUGCUUCAUCAUCGCCCUCGGCGGCGGUCCCAACCACGUGCGGACCGGCUUCCGUUUCUGGCGAGAUCCCGGUGCCUUUGCCCAAUAUUCCGCUUCCGCGGGCGACGACAAAGUCGUCAUCCAGGGUGCCACCGGCCGUUUUUUGGGUGUCUGGGCUUGCAUGGUCCAGGCCACCUUCGCCUACCUCGGCACCGAGCUCGUCGGCGUCGCGUUCGGCGAGACCCCCAACCCCCGCAAGAACGUCCCUCGCGCCGUCAACCAAACGCUCAUGCGCAUCGUGUUCUUCUACAUUGGCGGUAUCCUCGUCCUGGGCAUGGCCGUCAAGUACACUGACCCCCUUCUCGGCUCUGUUAAGAAGACCAGCGGUCUGGCUUCCCCGUUCGUCAUUGCGGCCAAGAACGCUGGUAUCAACAAGCUCGACGACGCGGUUAACGGACUGUUGCUCAUCUUCACUAUUUCCGCUGCCAACUCGGAUAUCUACCUUGCCUCCCGCACCCUUUGGGCUCUGGCCAAGGAUGGACAGGCGCCUGCGAUCAUGAACAAGACCAACAAGCGCGGUGUGCCCAUCCCGGCAGUCAUCCUCUCCUCCUUGUUUAUCGUUUUGGGUUACAUGAACGCCACCAAGGGGUCUUCGACCGUCUUCGGGUACUUUGUCUCUCUCGUCACUGUCUUCGGUGCCCUGAACUGGGUCGCCAUCCUCGUUUCCUACCUGUUCAUGAUCAAGGCGAUGAAGGUGCAGGGCGUUCCCCGCGAGGCCAUGCCGUACAGGAAUAUUCUCUUGCCCUGGGGCGCGCCGAUUGCGCUUUUCCUGACAAUCUUGGUUAUUAUCUUCAACGGAUAUGGCGCGUUCUUCCCGCACUUCCAGGUGGACAAAUUCGUGACGAGUUACAUUGGCAUUCCGGUGUUCUUGAUCAACAUUGGGUGGUGGAAGGUGUUUAAGAAGACCAAGAGGGUGAGGCCGGAGGAUGCGGAUUUGGUCACGGGGAGGAGGACGUUUUAAGUCCCGGUGCAGGGAAGGGAUUGGAGGGGAUGUGGAGGAAGAGAAGCAUAAGGAUGCAUUGAAAGCGUUGCGAUGUUUUUGCGAAAGGGAAGGGAGAAGGUGUUGUAGAUACCCAUGAAUGAAGAUGCAAAUGACCAUCAUUGUAACCCAAAUUCGUGCCGAUCGCGUUUCUCGUGU